This is a messenger RNA of Plasmodium knowlesi strain H, 2010 nucleotides long. Its product is annotated as KIR protein. Lineage: Eukaryota; Apicomplexa; Aconoidasida; Haemosporida; Plasmodiidae. The record is from RefSeq and is a predicted model, not a curated record. Bases 1 to 2010 code for a protein of 669 amino acids. The transcript is spliced from 4 exons.
AUGUCAGGAGGAGAGGGGAAACGCACGGGGGAGCACUUGAAUUAUCUAACAUCCCGGAGGGAGUAUAAGAAGUUAGAUGGGUGUAUUAAUUUCUGUAGUAAUUCAAAUACCGCCGACAGAGUGGAGAGCGAAUUAAGAGGGAACUACAAUGUUCAAGACAACGCGGAGAAGGUAGUGAGGGCCUGGUGCGAUAAUCGAACAAUGGGGAGGGAUACAACAUGGAGCAGUCCAAUUUGCUACUGGUUUUAUUAUUGGUUGGGGGAUAUGAUAUCGCGCAAGGUGGGGAGUGGUACUGCAUUUUACAGUACUAUGGCAUGGAUUUACUCAAAGUUAAAGGAAAAUGGGGUUCCACAUACUUGCGACAUUCUGUACCACAGUGACCGCCCUGGCCAGGGACUCUUCAAACAUAGGAAAGUAGUGUACGAAUACUAUGAGGAUCAUAAUCUUAUGGAGUUCCAGGCAAGAACUUAUGGUCAAUUAUGUGACGCAGAAUAUAGGGAACAUAUGAGAGAAAUUAAGGAAGCGUGCGAAACUGUGGCAGCGGAUUGUGCGAAUGGGCCCAAUGCAAGUGGUUCAUACUGCACUUGGUUUAAAGGGAAAGAGGGCGGGAAUGAAGAUUACUGUAAUGAAGCAAAGAGAUCACAACUGCAGUGUACCAACUCCGAUGAAUUGUCGAAGGAGCCUCUUGAUUCUCACGGUCUGGCUCAUGGCGCCAUUGCAACUGUCACGGACAACCAGGAGCAAGUUGAUCCUGAGUUCCUUGGAAUUUCAUCUGAUGAGGAAGAGGAAUUGAGGAAUUUAGGUUUAGGGAGGAAGUAUGUAUAUUUAGAUGGUAGUUUAGGGACCGACUGUGUCUCCUAUGGGAACUACGACGAGAGCGAUAGUAUGAAGAACAAGUUAAGUACGGAUGUAUUAAAGAAUCACUCCUGGGAUGACGAACUCGCGGAGAAGGUUGUACAUACCUGGUGCUAUGUGAUGAAUAAAGUAGGGAGGAAUGGGGAUACUGAUGGGUGGUGUGAUUAUUUCUACUUCUGGUUGGGGGAUAAAUUAUACAAUGGGGCGGAGGGCCAUAGUACACUUUAUUCGGUUAUGAAUCGAGUAUACUUGGAGCUGCGGGGUUCGGAUGUAGGUAACGAGUGUAAUAUGAAGUAUGCAGGAAUGAAGAAAUUGGAUUUUAUAAAAAUGAAAAAAUUACACGAUUACGCCGGGGACCGGAGUUUUAUACAGCUGGGAAUGAAUAAAAUAAAUAGGGAUGAAAGUGCGGAAAAAUCAUGCACCCCAGCACUCCACAAAUACCUACAAAACGCUAAAAGAGCUUAUGAGUACAUACGAGCACGGUGCCAGGGGAGGACUCGGGAACCUGACUACUGCAGGGAUUUCGACGACAAAUAUAAGUCACUUAUAGGUGACCUAACCCAACAAUCCAACUGCACCGUUGCAGUUAAACCUGCCACCGCAGCAAAACCGGUUGCUGCCAAACCGGUAGCCGCUAAAACGUGUACUCCAGAUUCUUCCGGUUCUGGUGAACCUUGCACUCCCGAUUUACAUCAUAAUGGUGUCCCUGUUGAGGAAGGAAAAGGUGGUUCCGAUAGUGGUGGCAACAACACUGGAAGUGUCGUCACACCUUCUACUGUAGCUGGUGGUACCAUUGCCACCAUAGGAAUACCAACCAUUAGUUUCUUUUUAUAUAAAUAUACUGAUAUAUUUGAUGGAAUAAAAAAAUCCAUUUUUGGUGGCAGCAAUAAUAGAAAUAGGGGAAGAAGAUCUACCAUUGGACGUCAACACUUUGACGACAUACUCACAGAGAAUGAUUUUUCCACACUAGGAGAUGACGGUUCCACCACCCUCGGUGGUGGUGGGGGUGGAUCGUCCACCUUAGGUGGUAGCUCCACUGAUAUUUCUACCAUAUAUGAUGAUGGAGUACGACGACGUCAACCAACCGGAAGAGGAAGAACACGGACAGGAAUAAAUAAUGGAAGACCAGGAAAUAUACGUUAUUAUGCCACAUAA